Messenger RNA from Effrenium voratum, 3780 nucleotides. The record is from the annotation of a GenBank genome assembly. Lineage: Eukaryota; Dinophyceae; Suessiales; Symbiodiniaceae.
AUGAAGGUCUGUGCGCAGAACUGCGGCAAGAACGAUGCCGGCGCCUUUACGGGCGAGUGGACAGCCGCCAACCUGGUUGAUCUCGGCAUCUCCUGGACCUUGCUAGGCCACUCGGAACGGCGGAGCCUCUACGGCGAGACGGAUGCAGACGUUGCCGAGAAGGUUGCCAAGUGUCAGGAAGCUGGGCUGAACGUGAUCCUCUGCAUCGGCGAGAAGUUGGAGGAGAGAGAAGGCGGAAAGACUGACGAGGUCAACAAGAGGCAGCUGGGCGCCUGCAUUCCCAAGAUCAAGGACUGGGACAAGGUGGUCAUCGCCUACGAGCCCGUGUGGGCCAUCGGAACUGGCAAGGUCGCCAGCCCCGAGCAGGCGGAGGAGACGCAGAAGGCCAUCCGCGCCUACCUCUCCGAGGCAGCUGGUGCCGCGGUCGCGGAGAAGGUGCGUAUCCAAUACGGCGGCAGCGUGAACCCCGAGAACUGCGCCGAGCUCAUGAAGCAGCCGAACAUCGACGGCUUUCUGGUGGGCGGCGCCUCUUUGAAGCCGACCUUCAUGGACAUCGUGAAGACGGCGGGCCCCUCAAAGAUGGUGGACGUGUGGCCCCUCUACGAAGCCAAGAUGGAGAAGGAGGGAUGCAACAAAGCAGCUAUCGAUGCCUUCAAGUACACCUUCGGCGUGCUUGCGUCAGGGAAAGACGUGAUGCUGCCAGAGACGAAGCUCGACCCCGUAGAGUCCCUGCCGACCUUCGAGAAGCUGCGGCUGAAGCCGGACUCCAGGUUGUUGAAGAAGACCCUCAUUCUGAAGCUCAACGGUGGCUUGGGAACUGGCAUGGGCCUUGAGAAGGCGAAGUCGCUGCUGGAGGUGACGCAGGGCAAUACCUUCCUCGAUCUUAUCGCCAAGCAGGUGGAGUGGAUGAAGAAGGAGUUCAAGACUGACCUGAAGUUCAUGCUCAUGAACUCCUUCGCGACCUCUGCUGACACGCUGGAGGCAUUGAAGAAGUACACAGAGCUCGGCACCGGGUCAGACUUGGAGUUCGUGCAGAACAAGGCGCCCAAGGUCACGGCGAGUGACUUAAGCCCAGCCGACUGGGAGAAGGACCACUCGCAUGAGUGGUGCCCGCCUGGUCACGGAGACCUCUACCCUGCCAUGCUGGGAAGCGGCACGCUUGACAAGCUGCUGAAGAAGGGCUACAGGUACAUGUUUGUGUCCAACUCCGACAACUUGGGCGCCACGAUGGACCUGAAGAUCCUCACGCACUUCGUGAACUCCGGGGCUCCUUUCAUGAUGGAAGUGGCGGAGCGAACAGAUGCCGACAAGAAGGGGGGGCACUUGGCGCAGGACAAGGCCAGCGGAGGACUCUUGCUGCGGGAGUCGGCGCAGUGCCCGGAUGCGGAUGAGAAGGAGUUCCAGAACACCAGCAAGUACCAGUUUUUCAACACGAACAACCUGUGGGUCGACCUCAGCGCCCUGAAGAACCUCUUCCGCAAGUUCGACGGGGCACUGCCUUUGCCGGUGAUGAAGAACUCCAAGACGGUGGAUCCACGAGACAAGAGCUCCACCAAGGUGUUGCAGCUGGAGACCGCCAUGGGCGCGGCCAUCCAAUGUUUCCCUGGGGCCUCCGCCUUGGUGAUCCCCCGGUCCCGCUUCGCGCCGGUGAAGACCACGAAUGACUUGCUGGCGCUGCGGUCAGAUGCCUACACCCUGACAGAGGACUUCAGGAUCGUUUUGAAGGACGAGCGGGAGGGAGUUCCUCCCGACGUGAAGCUGGACGGCAUGUACAAGUUCACGGACGCCAUGGAGAAGAUGAUCCCCAACGGCCCUCCCUCGCUGGUGGCCUGCAAAAAGCUGGUGGUGGAGGGCGAGAUCUCUUUCGCCAAGGAUGUGGUGAUCAAGGGCACCGUGACCAUCAAAAACACCGGUGGUGGUUGCAAGGAGGUUCCCAGUGGCACCUACGAGGACACGGUCAAGGACCGUAGACAAGAGACAGCAGUGGCAGCAGAUCUUGCCCAGACCUCUUACCGCAGCUUUUCACAGCCAAGCUCAGCGCGGUUUGGCCGGCGGCGUGACACUAUGAACUUUUUAGCCGUCGGCGUCGUGAUCUUCAUCUCGUUGCACGUCACCUUGCUGCGCGACAGUUCGCGAUGGACCUUCGAGCAGCUCCGGCAGCUGGCGCCGGUGGCCGCAGCCACUCCAGAGCAGCGGCUGCGCAAGGCCGUAGGCUUCCAGCUGGUUGACAAGUACCCGAAUGCAACUGCUUCGGGUAGAAACUUCGUGAAAGCUGCCAGUCCAACUGAGUCCAUUCGAUGGAUUCGCGCCGGCAUGUCGGAUGUGCGGAAAAAGAGCUACAUAAUUUGCGCUAGCAUUUUCGUCCACCUGGUGCCACUGCACCCAGUACAGUUCAUAUUGUUCGAGAACAAUGGCAAGGACGACGCGCCAAAAGUUGCCAUCAAAGUGGCAAUGUUGGCGGGCAUGUACUUGCAGCAUUUGGUGGUGGCAGCAGGCUUUUUCAGACCGAAUCACCGACAAGUUCGAUGGCUGUCCUUCGGCAUCUACCUGUAUUUCACAUGCUUCCUCGUUAUGACUAGUCCCAACUUGUUGGAUGGCAAAGAAGUCCUACAGGAUGCCUUGACAAACGUCAAGUAUGCCGUCAUCUCCCGCUUCUUCUUAGCCAUUGUUUUCAUGGACACUGAGCUGGCGGUGGGAGGCCAGCUGCUCAUCUCGGCGGUCGUGGUGUACACGCAAAGCUCGGUGCUGCCGCUGGCCGCCUGCAUUUUCGAUGAGCUCAACAUCUACUGCAGCAUCAUUCUUCUCUCCAUGAUCCUCGAGUUCCUGCUGCAGUCCAGGGUUCAGGCCUUGUUGGAUUCGGCAGAGGCGGAAUCCAUGCUUUCCAGCUUCCGGCGUAUGCUGCGGGGUGUUUGCGAUGGGGAUAUCCUUUUAGACAGCAACCUGCAGAUCCAGGGGAGCCCCGAAUGUCUGAAGCACCUCUUGAUGAGCACGGCGGACAUGAGCGGAAAGGACUUCAACCGCUUGAUCGCCUCGGAUGAGGAGGAAAGUUUUCAGCGAUUCAUCGCUUUUUCCACAUCCACGGCCAAGAACAACAGCCAGGCUGACCGCCACGCGCCGCCCUGCCUGCGCUUGUCUUUGCGAGGUUCCAUGGACAUGCGUGUGGCCGUGGACAUGUUCCACGUGCCGCUGCCAAACCCAUCCGGGGCAGAGGAGCCGUACCAUUUGCUGGCCGUCCGUGAGGACGCGGAGAGCCGGGCACCGCAGACCGCGCGGCACAUCCCGGCGCCUGGGGUGGUGCCGGUGCUGCCGCGGCAGACGCCAAGUACCGGGUCUCGCAGCUCCAAGUCCUCGUCCUCGUCCUCCUCGCAUUCUUCGAAGAGCUCCGCGAAGAGCUGCGCUUGGCAGAACUUCCCUGAGCUGGCGGAGAUGACCCUCAUGGUGAACGUCAGGACCCCGCAGCACAACGUGGAGCAGGUGACGCUAAGCUGCGCAUCUCCCAUGUUCAGCCUGAGGAAGCUUGCUCAGCCAACAGAUUGGGAGACCAUUCGGAAGCUACUCGAGAGCCGUGCAGAUCAGGCAGAGAACGGUCUACAAGAGAGUGGGCCAGGGUCAAUCAAGAAGUUGCAGUUCCGCAGUCCCAGCGGCGAAAAGCUGUGCGCAAGGGAUGUGGAAGUCGAAGCCUGCCGAGCGCAUGGAGCUUGGAGGAUCCGGCUUCGCCUCACCAACUUCGAGAAAGAGCGCCACAGGUCUCCCAUGCAGGGCAUCCACGAAGCGCCGUGA